AUCUCCAAAAUCAAGAUUUGGAAAAGGAACUUCCUUGGUCUGUUCAAUCUCAUCAUCCAUAUGAUAGCCCACACGCGAAAGCAUUUUUGCUUUUGCAGGCCCAUCUUAUAGGGACCAAAUUGGCAAUAGCUGAUUAUGUUACAGACACAUUUUCGGUUUUAGAUCAAGCAAUUCGUAUUUUACAGUCAAUUAUUGAUAUCACUGUCGAAAAUAACAUGUUGACAACAUGUCUUCACACCAUGUCAUUAUUACAAUGCAUUAAGCAGUCGUGUUGGCCCGAGAAUUCAUCAUUGCUGAAUCUUCCUGGAAUUGAAGAUCAUAUGAUUAGUUCAAUUCUUCAUGAGGGAAAUGUAGUCGCAUGCCUAGGCGAAUUAUUGGACCUUUCAGGAGAGGAGUUGUUUAAAAUUUUCAAAAACGUUAACGGACUUUCCGAACCUGAUGUAGAAAAGAUUUGUAAAGUCGUCAACAAUAUUCCUCUGAUGGAUGUUAGUUUUCACAAAAUUAAUCAUGCUUUGACUCCAAAGGAGGAGAUCAAUUUUGUAGUUUCUUUGAAAAGAGUAAAGAAUUUUUCAGGGUAUGAUGGUAAAGUUUACGCUCCUAGAUUUCCAAAACCACAAUAUGAAUCAUGGUGGUUGGUAUUUGGAGAUAAAUCAAACGAUAGCAUAAUCGAAAUGAAAAGGAUUAACAUGCGUAAUGGACCUUUUGGAGAAUUUUCUAAUGAACAUACUUCCAAAUUGAAGUUGACUGCACCAGAGAGGGAAGGAAAAUAUCAAUAUACGAUAUUCCUUAUUAGUGAUGGCUACUUAGGAAUAGAUCAACAAUAUGACGUUGAAUUUCAUGUUAAAGAUGUUAAAGUCGUUAAAGAGAUGAACUGA
Funneliformis caledonium is the source of this 875-nucleotide messenger RNA. The record is from the annotation of a GenBank genome assembly. NCBI's taxonomy places the organism in Eukaryota, Fungi, Glomeromycota, Glomeromycetes, Glomerales, Glomeraceae.